Messenger RNA from Geodia barretti, 4686 nucleotides. The record is from the annotation of a GenBank genome assembly. Lineage: Eukaryota; Metazoa; Porifera; Demospongiae; Tetractinellida; Geodiidae.
AUGGGGGAAACACCCAAGCAAAAACACUUGCUCCUACAAGAAGGGGAAGAAAAACGCAUGAAGAAUUUCAUCAAAAUUAGCCUUCUAUUAACGUUUAUCUUGGGGUAUCAUAGUGCUGAGGCACAGCAGAACCUCGCACAAGAGGCGUAUCUUAUCUUUCAACAAAAUUGCUUUGACUGCCAUGGACCCGCUGGCGUUUCCCGAGAAGCACUCAUCAUUGAGCACACCGCACUCAUUGAUACCGGGGCAGUCGUUCCGGGGAAACCGAUUGAAUCUAAACUCUAUAGGCGACUAUUUGAAGAAGAUGACGCAAAACGGAUGCCGUUGGGUCAACCCCGGCUCUCCGGUGCAGCGAUUCAGACCAUCGGUGAUUGGAUUCAAGCAGGCGCGCCGAGUUGGGAAGUCGAACAUGAUGUUAAUUUCAUUACAAUAGACGCAAUGCUCACGAGUAUUCAACGACACGUCAAAUCAUUAGAUCCCUUUGACCGGCACACCGCCCGUUAUUUUACAAUGACACAUCUCUAUAAUGCUGGGGACAGUCCUGAAACCCUGAAUACUUACCGGAUGGCACUCUCGAAACUGGUGAAUAGUCUCUCUUGGAGUUUCGACAUUACCAAGCCUAUGCCCAUUGACGCUGCAGAAACAAUCUUCUAUGUUGACUUGCGGGAUUAUGAAUGGGAUCAGAUCGAUGCUUGGACGCAGAUUGAGGAGAUAUAUCCAUAUCUCAUUGAGUUCGAUGCCGAGCCGCAAGCGGGGUUGCGUGAAAAACUGACGAAUCUCCGUGAUGAGAUGAAUUGCGAAGUGCCGUUCGUGCCUGUUGACUGGUUUCUUGCGAAGGCUUCACUGCCACCCCUGUAUCAUGAUAUUCUGGAUCUGCCAGAAACCGAUAGAGAACUGGAGAGAGAACUGGGUAUAGAUGUCGAAAGAAAUAUCCUCCUUUCGCCGGGGCGGAGUGUCUGGCGUGCGGGUUUCAACAAUUCGGGACCGUCACAGAACAACCGUGUUGUCGAGCGGCAUGCGUUUCGUCAAGGCGCGUAUUGGAAGAGCUACGAUUUCGCUGGGAGUGCGGGUGUGAAAAAUGUCUUUACGCAUCCGACAUCCUUCAAACAUGAUGGCGGUGAGAUUAUCUUCAAUCUCCCAAAUGGGUUACAAGCCUAUUAUAUCUCAGAUAAGUUGGGAAAUCGUAUAAAUGCGGCACCCUUGACUAUCGUAUCCCAACCCUCAGGCGACAAGAUCGUUCGAAAUGGUCUGUCCUGUAUCGGUUGCCACACAGAAGGGAUGAAGACGUUUACGGAUGUGGUGCGUGCUGUGAUUCUUCGGACUCGCAACCCGAGCUACAACAAGGAUCAUGCGUUGCGUCUGUAUGUAGAACAAGAAGUGAUGGAUGAGAAAGUGAGAGAGGAUACGCGACGUUAUAAGGCGGCUCUUGAAAAGACGGACAAUGUGUUUGGUGGGAUUAUUGAGCCGGUGUCUUAUUCCUACGAGUCGUUUCAAGCGCCGUUGGAUGCGGCACAUGCUGCUACGUCAGUCGGUUUAGAAACCGAAGCGUUUCUUGACGAGAUUCGUAAGAAGUCGAGUUUACAAAACUUAGGGUUAACGGGGUUGCUAAGUGAGAGUAAUGUGAAAAGAGAUGUUUGGGAGACUAACUUUGCUGAUGUGGUUUCUGCGCUAAACUCUCCAGAUGACAUCGGACCGCGACCGGUUGUGCCGGUGGAUGACCUGAGACCCAGCGAUUUGGUUCCCAUUCCUGACGUAAACCUCCGCGCUGCCGUUGAAUCGGCACUCGGUAAACCUGCUGGCGCAUUGAUUACAGCGGCAGACAUGGCAAGGUUGACGCGUCUUGAGGCAGAUGAGGCUGGCAUUCGUAAUUUAACAGGACUUGAGGCAGCGACGAGACUGGAGCGGAUAGAAUUUCGUCAUAAUGCAAUAUCUGACUUAUCUCCACUUGCGGGAUUAACACAACUGAAUAACAUCAAGCUGCGCGGGAACAGAAUCACUGACGUGUCACCGCUUGCAGGUCUAAUCAACGUAGACUGGCUUGGGCUUGAGGAAAACCAGAUAACCGAUUUGUCUCCAUUGAAAAGUUUAACAAAAUUAAACGGGAUAGGGAUUUCGGGUAAUCCAGUAUCGAACGUGUUGCCCCUUGCGAGUCUGACCAGUUUAGAAGGCAUAGCCGCUGGGAACACGCCUAUCUCAGAUUUUUCGUCCUUAGCAAAACUACCCAGACUGCGAUGGAUAGAGUUUGGUGGCGAUCGAUCUAUAUCAAAGAUUCCCUCUCUAAAGGGAUUAAAAACACUGAGACGACUGGACAUUAGUCACUGCAAUAUUAAAGAUCUUUCCGCUUUGGCAGAAUUAACGCAGUUGCAGGAACUAACAUUCGUAAAUAACUCGAUAUCGGACGUGUCACCAUUGAGAAACCUAAAAAAUUUGGAACACCUGAACCUCGAUGCUAACGUCAUAUCGGACGUAUCGCCGCUUGCAGGGUUAACAAGGUUGAAAGUAUUGUACCUUGAAAACAACGUCAUAUCGGAUGUAUCGCCCCUUGCGGGACUAAAGAAUUUGGAACGCCUUGACCUCCGCAACAACGCGAUAUCCGACUUUUCACCUUUAGACGGAUUACCCGAAGAGACUAUUAUCCGAAUGGAAGGCAAUUCGGGUUCUUUCGUAAGAGGUGCAAGGAAAAUAGUGGGACCAUGGCUAUGGAUGAUUGCACCUACAGGUGGCAGGUCCGGUGCAGAGGCCGUCAAUUCCAGGAUAGAUUUCCUUUCGCAAACGAGUGGAGGUGCUGUAACAGAAUCGAAGAUUGCAACUCAGGGAGCGACAGCAGGAAACCCCGUUGGGAAUAGAGUCUGGACAGUCGGGACACUUUCUCCUGAAGGUGGCGAUAACAUCAAUGACAUGGCGAAUGCUACUGGAUUGGGGUCAGGCGAUGUAAAUCAUCAUGUUGCCUACGGUUCGGUUAGCUUGAAUUCGCCCCGGGAGCAAAAAACAAAAAUGCUUGUCGGGAGCGACGAUGCCGUCAAGGUUUGGCUCAAUGGCAAUUUGGUGCACAACAAUCCUGUGGACCGAGGUGCCAACGAUUUCCAGGAUCAGUUUUCCGUUACUUUGAAAAAAGGAACAAAUAUCUUGCUGAUUGCUGUUUACGAAGCAUUGGGAGGUUGGAGCGGCUUUUUUGGGUUUGAAACUGGCACAGAAUAUACAGUAUUAUCCCCCAGCGAGCGAUUCUCCCUGUCUAUAGGAACAACGCAGAUUGCGGUCGGUGAUACCUUCACCCUCCGUCUCAGCACAGAAAAUUCUUCUGAUUUAGCAGGGUGGCAAGCCGAUAUUAUCUUUGACCCAAAUGUGCUAAAAGCAAACAGCGUAAGCGAAGGCACCUUUCUGAAGCAGAAAGGAGGGCGUACCCACUUCGGGAAAGGCACGAUUAAUAACCAAAAAGGUAAGAUCGCUGGUAUAAGUUCGGCGCGAAUCUCACAAGGCGGAGUAGACGGUGAAGGUACGUUGCUGUCGGUCACAUUCACGGCAAAGGUUACUGGAGAAACACGAGUGGCACUGCGUCAGUUCCAUGCAGGUUCCAGUGCUGGUAAGACUAUUCCGUCUCGUUCCCCUGAUACCAUCAUUACUGUGGGAACUCCGUCCGUUUCCGAUGUGAGUGGUGACAUGUUUUCCCUUUCUACAGAUGCAUCGCCUAUCGGAUCUGGUGGUGUCUUUACCCUUCGUUUCAGUGCAGAAAAGGUUGCCGAUUUAGCAGGCUGGCAAACUGAUAUUACCUUUGAUCCUGCUGUGCUUGAAGCGGUUGAGGUGAACGAGGGUGAUUUUCUGAAAGCACAGGGCGAAGGCACCUUCUUUUUGAGAGGCACCAUUGAUAACACAGCGGGUAAAAUCACCCAAAUAAGCUCCGCUCGACUCAGCGGUGGUGUCAGCGGCACAGGUACCCUGCUAUCGGUCACAUUCACAGCGAAGACUGUUGGAGAAACCCGAUUGGUAUUUAGCAACUUCCAAGCUGGAAACAGGAAGAGUGAGAUAAUCGCUUCAAACACUCCGCAAAUUACCAUUACGAUUGAAGACGGCGCAUUUCCGGCUUGGGAUGUGAAUCAGGAUGGUCAGGUAAGCAUUUUAGAUUUAAUUCAGGUUGCACAACACUUAGGCUCUACUGUGUCUGCUAACCACGAAGCUGACGUAAAUGGUGAUGGCACCGUCAGUAUAUUGGACCUCAUCGCUGUAGCACAACACUUAGGUGAAUCAAAUGCAUCAGCAGCACCUUCUGGUGUUAAUAUAGAUAGUUUGGAAUUAGACCCGACAACGAUUCAGGCAUGGAUAGCACAGGCGCAGAUUGAAGAUGACGGCUCCAUCGCCUUCCGACAAGGGAUAAUAAACCUUGAGCAGCUUUUGGCUCUGUUCAUUCCAGAAGAAGCGGCUUUGCUUCACAACUAUCCGAAUCCGUUCAAUCCAGAGACAUGGAUACCGUAUCAACUCGCGGAACCUGCGGAUGUCACGAUACAUAUCUAUGCGGCGAGUGGUGUGUUGGUCCGGACGGUAGCACGCCUCGGACAUCAGGCUGCGGGAUCUAUAUCAGUACGAGUCCGUGCGGCGUGUGGGACGGUAAACGAAGUGGCGAGUCGGUCGCAGUGGCAUCUAUUUUACAACAUCCCGCUGGCGACUUCACGGCUACCGGUUAAAUGCUCGUGA